Molecule: messenger RNA, 3217 nt
Organism: Strongylocentrotus purpuratus (purple sea urchin)
Lineage: Eukaryota; Metazoa; Echinodermata; Echinoidea; Camarodonta; Strongylocentrotidae
Product: protein phosphatase 1E
Exons: 7
Coding region: 83-2080 (665 amino acids)
Biological process (GO): negative regulation of protein kinase activity; protein dephosphorylation
Molecular function (GO): cation binding; protein serine/threonine phosphatase activity
Source: RefSeq, a predicted model, not a curated record
GCAUUGGCAUUGCUCUACUAAUAUUCAACCACCUAUUUUGUCCUUGUUGUGCCUGGCCUGGCCUGUUACUGUUAGAAGCAAGAUGGAUCGGGGGACGGAUGAUUCAAUCAAAUUCAAGCUUUUUCUUGAGGAAUUUACAGCAAAACACAAUGGACCUUUAACUUCUGAUGAUCCUCUGCCAUUCCGACUGGUGACAUAUCGUCUCACCCCAGACGAAGUGGAAGGAGAAUGCAUAGAAUGGGUCAUGGAAUAUCUGUUUGGCCACAACCACUGUCCACCCGUCUAUGCUGCAGCCAUCGCCAAGGCAACCGUGGAUUCGAUUCAAUCUUCAGACAUCUCCAGCUAUGAGGAUGAGAGAGAGGAUGAUGAAGGAAAAUAUACAUUGAUUGAAGCCAACGGGUUUGCGCGGUACGUCUUCAGCACCGUACACAGGAUAUGUGAGGAGUGGAACACCAGUAUGCCUCCUGUCAAUGUGGGUCCUGGCAUCCACACAGUGUCGCUUCACGCUGUCAGGAACACCAGGAGGAAAAUGGAGGACAAACAUGUGGUCUUACAAGACAUCAACACCAUGUUCAAAUCAAGAUUAAAGGAUCCUGAUGAUAAACCUCGUGCCUUCUAUGCUGUAUACGACGGCCAUGGUGGUGUAGACGCAUCGUACUAUGCUGCAGCUCAUCUGCAUCUACACACCGUCAGUCAGCCGGACUUCAUCGAGAGCCCUACCAAUGCCUUGAAGAAAGCAUUCAAUGAGACGGACGAUGCUUUCAUUCAGAAAGCUGGGAGAGAGGGUCUGCGGAGUGGAAGCACAGGAGUAGCAGUGGUGAUAGAGCCAGAUACCAUUCAUCUAGCAUGGCUAGGAGAUUCACAGGCUGUUCUUAUGAGAGAUUGCAAACCGGUUAUCAUCAUGGACCCACACAAACCAGACAGAGAGGAUGAGAAGAAGAGGAUAGAGGAUCUGGGAGGCUGUGUGGUCUGGUUUGGAGCAUGGAGAGUUAAUGGAAGUCUAGCUGUAUCAAGAUCAAUAGGUGACCCUGAUUACAAGCCCUAUGUUAGCAGCGAAGCAGAUACCGCCAUUCUACCUCUAGAUGGAACAGAGGAGUGCAUCAUCAUCGCCUGUGAUGGACUUUGGGAUGUGAUCACACCAGAGGGAGCAUGCACCGCCAUACAGGAAUUUAUUGAGUCAGGGGCGGACCUCUCGGGAAUGGCCCCCACUCUGGUUACCAUGGCAAAAGAGGCAGGUUCCAGCGACAACAUCACGGUCAUGGUCGUGUUCCUGAAUCCGUUCAGGUCGGCCAAGGAAGCGGGGAGCGAAAGCGAAAGAGAACAAGUGGUUGUGUCGGGUGAAGGAGAUCAGGAGAAGGACUCCGGAAACGUUGAAAGUGAAAUUGUUACCCCCAGUGAGGAAGACCCGGGUGGGAACACGCCAACGGUCAGUGGUGAAGAGGUGGACUUAUCACAGGGACUUCAAAACAUGGUCGUUCAGAAUGCUGUAGACGCCAACGCGAACAAUAACAACAUCAAUCGGAACAGUGGGAGGAAAGACGGUAAGGGUGGUCUCAACUCGUCUAAACAUGCUAAAGAUCUUGUGAUUAAAAAUGGCGUGAAUGUGAUCACAAGUUCCCCAAAACAGAAACCCAGGAGGAGCUCAGUCGGGCACCACUUCCCCGGUGGCUCUGUCUCUGAGAAGAAUGGACAGAGUCCAGAACUCAUCUCGGACUACUCCAAAGUGAACUCCAUGCCGCAGGUGAACAGGCGUAGCUCACUCAACAAGAAAGGGUCGAGUCCUAUACGUCGGACCUCCAGUACACCAUCCCCCCGUCAGAAGAAACCCUCUUACGAUGGAACCGUUGAGGAUGUGAUCAUAAUGGACCUUGGUCUUGAUUCCAAGAAGGAGAAGCGAGAUAGCUCAACAAAGAAGUCCUCUCCUGUCCAGCAUAAAUCCAUGCCUAUCACCCUCAAACCAAAGAGUAGAACACGAACAAGGUCCCUCCCUAGAGACCCUAAACUGGCUGCCAUUAUGAAGAACAAGCUUGCGGCUGCCAGCAGUCAGUCGUCGCUGACCAAACCUGAUAAUCCCCGCUGAUACCUGCUGAAAGAAUCUACAAACCUCUACCCGUAUGUUGUUGCCAGUUUUGCAGAACCUUCGUAUGCAUGUAGAGAUUCCAUUUUCAUGGAGUUUAUGAUCAGGGUGGCCUUCGUCAUAGACAUCCUGGAUUCAUCCAUAGGCCUUAACUCGUGGCUGUGUCAGUUGCACCCUUCAAUGCUGCUUGGCGAUACUACCAGGAUGAACUGCACUUCUGGGGGGUGUUUCACAAAACUUGUCAUCAGUGACAAAUGACAGUUGUUGUUAUAAGCUACGGAAAUCCUUGCUUUUGAUUGGUUAUCAGCGGAUUUGUCAUUGAAAAAAGGCUUUGUGAAAGGGAUCCCUGGACAAGCAGAAGCAGUGGACAGUUUCAAGGGCAACAUGUAUUUCCAGGUUUUGAUCUCAUGAGAUUAGAUAAUGUUCUCAUCGGGGAUUAGUGCAUUAUGUCUUAAAUCACUGCUCAGCUAUUAUAUGGCAUACAAUUAGAGACUCAUUAAACUAGAGAUCUGUCUAGGAAAGUUCUUGACAGAGAAGUAUGAGAUAAAGACAUAUUGUCUAUGUCCAUGUAAAUGAAAUGGUCUACUAUUUUGCAUGACUGAUAAACAUGCUCUCAUUAAUUGUGUAGAUUCAAUAAAUUUUUGAUAAUUUAGAAGUAUAAGCAACUCACAGGCAAUGGUUUGCAUGAUAAAUUAAAGAGAAUAUGUUUUACAUUUUCUUCUCGAUAUGAGUUUAAAGAAUCAAAUAUUAGAUUUAGACAUUGUGUAUUCUAUAUUGUAAAGCAACUCCUAAUGCAAUACAUCGAUGCUGAGCUGAGCUGAACUUUUAGAGAACAAACUCAAGACAACCAAAGCAAUUUCUUUAUUUCUAUGUUUAAGAAGUGGAAGUAAGUGAUCCCCCCUCUCUCUUUCUCUCUCUCUCUCUCUCUUUCUCUUUCUCUCUCUCUCUCUCUCUCUCUCUUCUCUCUCCCGCUCUCUAGAUUACUCUUUCCAUCGCUCUUUCUCUCCUUUAAAGUCUUCAGUGGCGAAUACAAUUUUGAUUAUUCGCUAUCUUUUCUUUUUCCAUCUUUCUUCCCCUCUAUUUCUCUCUGCUCUCUCUCUCUCUCUCUUUCUCUCUCCUUCCUUCUCUGUCUCUCUCUUU